Hirundo rustica (Barn swallow) is the source of this 2726-nucleotide messenger RNA. Its product is annotated as probable G-protein coupled receptor. Gene Ontology annotation, cellular component: signaling receptor complex; endosome; plasma membrane. The record is from RefSeq and is a predicted model, not a curated record. The coding region runs from base 243 to 1472 and encodes 409 amino acids. Lineage: Eukaryota; Metazoa; Chordata; Aves; Passeriformes; Hirundinidae. Gene Ontology annotation, molecular function: G protein-coupled receptor activity. The transcript is spliced from 2 exons. Gene Ontology annotation, biological process: G protein-coupled receptor signaling pathway.
GGGUGACGGGAGCGGGGAAGGGGGAGUGUGGCCUCACACAGGGCCAGCAGCCCCGGUUCUGCUGCGGGAGCAACACCAGCAAGCGGGACCCCAGUGAGGAGAGGAGCAUCACCCAUCUCCCCAGGAGCAAAGGCAAGGAGAAGUUAGCAGCCAUGGUUGUGGUGGGAUCACCCUCUCUGGGACACAGGAGAAGAGACCUUGCUGCGCAGGCACCAGAGCUGCUGGCUUAGCCCUGGAGGGGGAUGGCAAGCUGGACGGGGUCAAACACCACAGACAGCCUAGAGCUGCUCUCUGUCCCCAAGCACUCCAUUGCCCAGGAGGUGGUGGGCCUCUUCUGCAUGAUCCUGCUCACCUUCACUGCCCUGGUGGCCAACAUCGUGGUGAUGGUCAUCAUCCUCAAAACACCCCUUUUCAGGAAGUUCAUCUUUGUCUGCCACCUCUGCGUGGUCAAUCUCCUCUCCGCCAUUUUCCUCAUGCCCCUGGGGAUCAUCUCCAGCUCCUCCUGUUUCAACUGGGUGAUCUACAGCAUUGCUGAGUGCAAGGCCGUGAUAUUCCUGAAUAUCUGCUUCAUUAGUGCCUCCAUUCUCACCAUCUCUAUCAUCAGCGUGGAGCGGUACUACUACAUCGUCCACCCCUUGAGGUAUGAGGUCAAGAUGACCAUCAGGCUGGCGGUGGCUGGAGUGAUUUUCAUUUGGGUCAAGUCUGUCCUCAUCACUGUCUUGGCACUAGUGGUAUGGCCUCAUGGCAACGGGGCCACAAGCGCCAGCCGCUGCACAGUCUACUGGAGCCCCGGGGCCCACAAGACGGUUUUCGUGAUCCUCUUCAGCAUCACCUGCUUUAUUCUGCCCACCAUCAUUAUCCUGGCUGUCUACUCCAGCAUCUACCGCGUGGCCCGGACUGCGUCCCUGCAGCAGGCGCCUGUGCCGGCGCAGGCAGUGGCACCCAGACACCGAUGUGACUCCAUCAGCAGCCAAGUGACCAUCCUCACUGCCAGGAUCCUGAUGCUGCCCAGGCUGAUCCCAGAUCGCCUUCUGGGAAGCAACAAGGCCAUUCUCACCCUGGUGCUCAUUGUGGGACAGUUCUUGUGCUGCUGGCUGCCUUUCUUUGCUUUCCACUUGCACUCCUCUGUCACUGUUGGCACUGUGGGUGGUGGGCACGGGGAGAUGGUGGUCACCUGGAUCGCCUACUCCUCCUUUGCCAUUAAUCCUUUCUUCUACGGGCUGCUGAACCGCCAAAUCCGUGAGGAGCUGGCCCGGCUCCGGCGCAGUUGUCUUAACCGUUCACCGGGUCAGGAGUUCUGUCUUUCCAUCUCAGAGGCUUCUGUUCAGGAAAACUUUUUGCAGUUCCUCCAGAGAGCAACAUGCACACUGGAGACGCACACCAGCUGCAUCAGCCUCAGCCCCAGGAACAGGCUGGACCAGACCACGACAGGCUUCCCCACCCCAGGUCAAGGUCCCAAAGAGAGCAGCUGAGGAGGCUCUGACCCACUGUGCUGGGCCAGAGACCUCUGGGGGGCCCGUCAGACUGCUUGGAUCCAAUCUCUUGGAUUUGGUGGAGUCCUUGUUCAGGUUUUGCCUCUUCUCUGAGCUUAUGGUGGAAGAUGGUUUCGAUGUUGGGAGAAGGCAGCAAAUCUGGGGAAGUCACAUCUCUAUUCUGCAGGCUGGAACUGUCUCUGGCUCAGCCCAGUUCCAGGGAUGGGGUCUCCUCAAGGCAUGGAAUGCCAAGGGGCUCCUGCACAGGGGCAGGGGAUGGGACACCUCCAACUCCACUGCACUGCUGGGAGCACUCCUGGCCAGUGGGGAAGAGCAGAUGUCCCUUGCACCCUAUCCAGGAGCAAUGUUCCAGCUAAUGCCACUAACACCAGUAACACCAGAGCCCCAAGCCCCCUGCUGAGCCUGGAUGGAAGACACAGAGACCUCCAUCCUUGGCUGUUUAACCCAAAACUAAUGUGUGGAGGAGCUCCCUGUGACACUGAUCAGGGGGACACACCCACAGGUCUGGCUCUGGCUGUGUCCGUGUUUGUCCUGCUGGCAUGGCAGCAUGGAAUGCCCCUGGCCGUGCCUGGCCAUGCCCUCUGUCCCCGUCAGCUGGCAGUGAUCACCCCCCCAAGGGAGGAACUGACUGUCUAGGGGUCCAUGCCGGGCUGUUUAUGGACACAGCUGCCCAGUUUGAAGCCUGGUCAGCAGUGCCACAUGCCAGCUGACCUGGGCUGCUGGCCAAGGGCACGCUGGGUUGGACAUGGUGACACAGGGUGGUGGGGGGUGGCUGUGUGCAGUGCCCCAGGGCAGCAGCAGCCAGAGGGGAUCAGGAGCUGCUGUUCCUCUUCAGUCUCAUUGCUUUUGGAGGGCUUGGGGACACUCCCAUGGGGUCCCCACUGCUAGAAAGGAGACUGGAGCCUUUUGGGGAAUGCAGCAGGGUAUAUCACCCUCAGCUUGCUCACAAAGGUCCAAGGGACAGUGCUGGCAUGGUGGGUUGGAGAUGUUCCUAUGCCAGUAGUAAGUGCAGGCCUGAGGGAAAACUGCCCUAUGGGAUCUCGAACUGCCCCAUGGCAGGGAAGGGCUCCAGGAAGACCCCCAGAGAGAUGGGGCUGAAGGUCAGCAUGCCCUGUAGACACAGGGAUGCUCUUCCUAGCCACCACCCAAGUACAAAGGAACUGUGGGGAGAGUCUCCAUCCAGGGUGGGGAUUAUUAUUAUUAUUAUUAUUGUUAUUUUCUUGUAAAUUUUAU